Messenger RNA from Cladocopium goreaui, 6396 nucleotides. The record is from the annotation of a GenBank genome assembly. NCBI's taxonomy places the organism in Eukaryota, Dinophyceae, Suessiales, Symbiodiniaceae.
AUGGCUCUGCCUGCCAAAAUCGUGCCUGAUGUGACGCUAGUGUCGCCGUCUUCAAAGAAAUUGGUGGAACAUGGGCAGCGUUGCCAGACUUCAGACAACGCUUGGCUGCUCAAGGGUUCAUUUUGGAGGAGAAAAUUUCCUUGGCUGCGGGCAGGUUUUGCGGGCAAUAGCAACAUUUUGACAGUGGGGUGCAAAAUUUGCGCGCUGCAUGCUGCCAAGUUUACUGCAGCCGGGAGUGAUACUUCGCAGCUUUCCCCUUAUGCCACUUUCUCAGUUCGGCCCGAAGUCACUUGGAAGAGCUGGAGGUUUCGGCACCAUGCCCAAUCCAAGUACCACAUUGCCGCUCAUGCAGCUGAUCCAACUUCUCAUGCCCCUGCUGCUGAAGAAUGGCAAGACCUCGUGCGCAAGCUGAGCAGAGGACAUUCUCAGCGCGACAAAGGGGACGGAACACCAUCGACCCGAACCAAGUUGAUGCACUAUUGCCUUUCCGAAGCUAUCUUGCACGCUUACCGCGUCUUCCUGGCCAGUGCCCAAAGCAUCACUCUGAUGCGGGAUGAAAGACAAGGCCGCUUGCUGCUGCGAUUUAGGGCAGUGGAUGCGAACUUGCGAGUCUGCAGCGGCUGCAUUGGGCAGCCUCGCCUGGUUGAAGGGGCUUGCAUGAGACUGCUGAAACGGCCUUGGCAUGUCAUGGAUGACGUGAAAGACGCUGUUAGCAGCACAGUCACCAACAAAGAAUCCUUGGCGCAAAAGAUUUUCCACUCCCCGAACUAUUCAUUUUGGCUGCAAGAAGCCAUUGCCAAAGGUGCCGGCCCCCAGACCAGCAGCUUAUCGGCGGCAAAGCACCGCUUCGCGUCCUUUGCCAAACCUCUUGGGAGAUUUUGUUUGAAUAUGAGACCGAUAUUUGAUGUAUUACACAAAAUUUUGGCUUUGAAGGAAGACUGUGACUGGCUGCACAAGUGGAUGGACAACGUCUCUGCCAAGAAAUUGCUUCUUGUUGCGGCAGCCGCUGAUGCAGCUGAUACAGUGAUGGAAUUUUUGCGGCUGAUGGACAAUGAAUCGCAAGACCCGGCCAUUCUGAAUUCAGAGGUCCACAGUUUUCUGCGCAAUGUAGACAUCCAAUUUGGACAGCCAGGGCAAGUCUUCGACGUGACUGGAUACAGCAAGCAUUGUCUAGACCUGUUGCAAGCAGAGCCUGGACUCUAUGUCAAGCACAGGGGUCAGCAGAAGAGGCUGAGGGUGUCUGCGGGCGAUCGCCGUGCUGUCCUGGAAGCCUUCAAACCGUGGGUUCAUUUGUGUCAUGAGGCUUGCGAGGCUGAGUUUCCGCAUUUCCAUCUCUUCUCAUCGAUGAGCGUCUUGGAUCUGCGAUCUGGUGGCCGGCUAACAGAUGACAGAUAUGCUUGCCUUCAGCGACUAGCCGUCGCCUUGCAAGUUGAUGAGCAAGGGCUGGUCUCCGAGUUUGACGCUCUGCGGCCAGUGGCCAUGGCAUUCCGAGAACAGCAAGAUUGCACUAGCAGGGAUGCGUGGAAACAAGCAUUCCGAAGAAGCCAAGCAUCUUCUGCUUUGAGGGAAAAAUAUGAAACCAAGAAUUUGGCCCCUUUGCUUCAAGCGCAUGCCUGCUGGACCACCUCUAGCUCUGGCGUGGAGCAAGCUUUUUCCAAAGCUGAGAGGAGCCAUGGAGCUAAGCAUUUCGGGCCAAAGGCAGCCGAUUCAGAGCGUCGAGCGAUGGUGUGCUUGACGUACAAUGACUCCCCUGCAGCGUCUUUGGCUUCUGUCGUGGACAAGGCCCGUGCUCUAUAUGCAGCAAGAGUAUCCAGACACCUUGGCAAAUACCAAAGGAAGCGCCUAGACAAGGGGGUCAAGACAGGUCCUCGAGCAAAACUUGCCGGCAAAGUCGUGGAGAAGACUUGGAUCAAGCGUAGGCGGGCUUCUGUCAGGGCAGCCGCUGCAAGCACUUCAGGGCAAAAACCUGUGGACCACGAAGUUGCGAUAGCCAAUUUGUCACAGAAAGCUCAGAAGGAAAUUGCCAACUCGCGAGAAACGCUUCUGAAGAAGAAGGUGGAGGCGCGUCGUGAUGGCUAUUUCCUCGGCUUGGGUGCCGCGGAAGGCUUGAGCUUGGAGCAGGCAGCUGCCAAGAGAGCCAGGGAGGACGCCAAAGCAGAUCAGGCCAUGCAUUUGAAACGGAAGAAGCAAGAAUCCCAGCUCCUUUCCACAACGAAUGCGCGCACAUGGAGAUGGCAAUCACUAGGGCCAGCCAAGGCAUGGUUCGCCACUGGAUUGCCUCCCACGGCGUGCGCCCCAUUGCUGCAGGAGCAGGACAUCCGAGCUGCCUCUGUCUUUGUUGUGGACGAUUCAGCUAUUCCCUCGAAGGCUUAUUUCAUGGCCGUGGCAACUGGGGGCUGCAUUUUGUCAUACUCCUUGCUACUGAAGCGCGCCGGCAUCAAAUCUCAAUACUGCUUGCAGAAGUUGGAGUCUUUGAAACGGAAGUGGCCCACGCUCCACUGCACGCCAGACUUCAAGCAACAAGAGCCAGCCAUGACUCAUCUCCUGAGGUGGGCGGUUUUUGAGAAGAAAAUGUGGUCUGGAGUAGCCCUUGAAAAUGUGCGGAAAAAUACGAUUUGCCUUGUCAAAGACAAGACCGUGCCCCCAGGGUCACCUCGCGAAGCCGGGCCGGUCUGGCUCUGCGAGGAGCCUCGCGAACCCGGCAUUCCAUUGGUGGCUGGACUGCGGUACAUAGCCUACCACAAGCCGCCCGUAGUUUUGCUGGAGCAAGUGACUGGCUUCUUGGAAAAGAAGCAUUGGCUGGCCCAGAAGAUGCUUCGCAAAACAUUUGCUGCUUGCGGGUACACGGUCCGUGCAAAAGUCUUGCAGACUUGCGACCACGGCUUGCCCCAAAGCAGACCCCGUCUUUGGGUCGUGGCCUUGCGAAAUCCCAUUGCCGAAUUCCGGUUUCCCAAGGCCUUGGGGAAGUGUCCUCCGAUUGAAUCCAUCUUGGACGUCGGCAAAGUGGGAGAUGAAGUACUGGAUUUGAGCAAGUUUGGCCCAAGCACUGCAACCGAGAAGCUUCGAACUGGCUACUGGAUCCUGGACGUCGCCUCGUCCGCUCGGUUCACCAGCAUUCCCAAGCAUCGGGUGAGCCCUUGCCUCACCCGUAGCCGGUGCAAAGCUCGUGGCUACUAUGUGCCCCGCUUGGCUCGGCGGCUGUCAGUGGAAGAAUUUUCCCAGCUGCAAGGCAUUCCAGUCAGCAUUUGCCGAAACAUGGUUCGAAAACUUUUGGCCGAGCACGCAAACGACAAGAGGUUCACCCAGGCCAGAUGCGAAAACGAAGUGGCAGCAGCAUUUGGAGAUGGAAUGAGCUUGAAUGUGCUUCAACGGGUCCUCAGUCGGGCACUGGCUGCGAGCGGCUUGUGGCCAUCUCAAGUUACUAGGUUGAACAAGGCGGAGCAGAACCAAGUUAAGAAGGACUUGGCCGAGUGGGAAGCUGAAAAUGCUCAGCUCCGGGAAGAGGCUCGAGACGAGUAUGACAGAAAGCACACAGAGGAGAAGAAGCGCUUGGAGAGGGUUUUCCAGGAAGCCAAGCACUUGAAGAGCUUGCAGAAGCAAAGCGCCAAGGCUAACUCUGCUCCCAAGAAUCCAGCAGACCCAGCCGGCAGCAGCUGUGUUGUUGGGCCAGGCCUGAAGGAUUCUGGGGUGAAUGAAGCCUACUUGCAGGGCUUGAAGAACGAUUUGCAGGUGAUCGCAGACAAGCUUGGCGACCUCAAGUCGGAGCUUCCCGUCCCGAUCGUCCAAGCAAACGAUGACAAGGGCGGAGUGCAGGAGCAUGCUGAGCCUUUCCACCUGGAGGAUGCUGGCAAGGCCCUUGAUGGCCAAGGUUUGUACAUCUCAGCCUGCAAUCUGAUGUGGGUUGAUCUGUAUCGCACAUCCAAUCCAUCGGUGCCGCUUUGCAGAAAGAGGGUGGAGGACUUGGGCUCCCAUUACUUCGGCUCGGGGCACUCUUUCUUUCGCUCGGUCCUCGAAGUUGCCGUGGUCAAGGAGGAGCUCUCUGACAGGCCAGCCGGUCUGAAGCUGAUCAGCCCGGAGGAACAGGCCCACGCCAUUGUCUUUGCUUGCGCAAAGCGCUUGAGAGAAGCCGACUGCAACGAGGAAGAGAGGAAGCAGUGGCGGCUGACUUUGUUGGGAAUUCCCACUUGCAUGGUGCUGUGCGCUGAGAAGGACAUUUGGCACAAGGCGAUCAGCCGAAGGCAACAGGUCAUGCAGGAGCAUGAAUCCAUGGCGAGGACAGCCUUCCAAAUGAGCGCAGAGCUCGUCAGUUUGAAGGCCUCUGUGUUGCGAAAAUCAGUUGUGAUUGAUUUGUUUUUUCCAGAUUUUUUACGCGGCUUUCUAGCAUCGUCAAGUUUGCAGGCCAUGCUCGAAUCUGUCGAAAACCGUCGGCUCCAAGACUCUGAAGUGGCUGCCCUGGUCAAGACCUACCCCAUCACAACUGCGAAGACUUCUGCGAAUUCCAACGGCGGCAUCUUCACAGAGUGGAACUUCACCGCUGCUGGACAUGUCAUGCGGCAGCUUGGCUCAGAUGACGAGGUCUUGGAAGUGAUCCGAGUCUUGGAGAGCAAGCAUGGACUUGACAGCUGCCUGAACAGCUUGGUCAAGCUUGAGAAGCUUGCCACUAAACCCAGUGGCAAAGCUGCCAGGCGCUGGAUUUUUCAGAUGCUCUUGGACCAUUUGGAGCAUGGGCUGGCAGAGAACGAAGACAUCAGCAAGAAGGCGUUGCUGGGAGACAAGCACACGGCUGGUCUCGUGGUGUUGUGGGAGUGGAAGAUGAAGCUUCUCAACUACAUCUGUGACACCCUCAUGCUGCAGGCCAAGAUCUCAGAGACUGACCGGGAGGCAAUCAAGUCCAGAUGCCGGGAUUGUCCUUCAAUGCGGCAAGCCUGUGAAGACAGCGUGCAGUGGCAGGCUAGCAUGUCCAGGUCCGGGCAAGAGGCUUUGCGUUUCUUCCAGGAUGUGGUCUUCCUCAAAACGUUCGACAACUUGUUGAAGGGCAUUUGCGAAGGAGUCAGCACCAAUCCGGAGGUCGUCUUGGAAUUGGACUCCAUCAACGAGCGCUGGCAGCAGGUCAUCGCAAUGCGCCAGAACGAGCUUGCCCAGAACCAGGCAAAGGAAGCGGAGCUCAGCGACGGUGAAGAUUCUCAAGAUGAGGAGGCUUUGCUGACAGAAGCCAGGAUGUACUUGACCUUCGUCACGGAAGGCAAGAAUGAUUCUCAGUUGCAGCUCCAAGUUUCCCAAUGGCAAGCAGCGACUGGCUUGCAGCCUGAAAUUGGAAAGAAGACCCUGUUGGUGCACCUCGACACCGCGCUGCUUGGAGAAUCUUCUGGCCCUCACUGCCAAGCGGAGCUCCGAGGCAAGCGCUGGAAGCCAGACAUUGACCUUGUCGAGAAGCUUGCUGCUUGCCCUUGCAUCGCCUUGGGGGCACAGUCAGUGGAGAAGGUUCGUUGCUCUGUGCCUGCCGAAGGGGUUGUGGUGGCUGUGGUAGACCCGCUGAGCGUUGGCCCCAAGCUCUUCAAGGAAGCUUCCAAGCAGUCUGUGUGGCUGAUGUUCAAUGAGAAAUCGGUUCGUGAAAGGAAGCAGAUCGUCAGAGCGGGCGCCUACAGCCAGCAGAUGCUGUGCAACCUCUACAGUGAGAAGCCAUUGAGUUUGACCAUGCCCGAGGUUGAGCGCAAGAUCUAUCCCGGCUUUAGCCACGGCGACGUCAUCGGGUACAUUUCUUGCUUGGGCCCUUCGAAGCUUUGGCAAGUUCCCAGGAAGGACAAGCUCGACAUCCUUGGCAGCCGGCACGUGUUCAUUCCGGCCAACUCAAGCCAGCAAGGCGACGGCCAGCCGGCAGAGGAUGCGGCAGGAGCUGGAGAGCUUGAGAGCGUGUUCAGUUGCUCCAUGCUGCUGGUCGAGUACUACAUGGAGAUGGUCCAUUCCCUGAGCUGCAUCGGCAUUGUCGACGCAUCUCCAGCACAAGGAGAGCUCCUGAAAGCAGCGAUGUCUUCUCGCACUCCUUGUCUUGCAAUCUGCGGGACGGAUGGACAUUGCAAGAAGCUUGAGAUCAUGUUGACGGAAUACAUCUACGAAGAGCAGCAGCGGGAUGGAUCCACCUACUACAUCCCUGAGAUGACGGUCAAGAGCCAGAAUGACGAGCCCAAGCCCAAGUCAAAGGCCAAAGCAAAGCCGGUGACCAAGAAGCGCCCCAAGAAGAAUGAGACGGCGCCGGGUGACGGUGACGAGGAGGCGGAGGCCCAGGGCGAAGAGCCUGAGCAGAAGAAGCCCAAGACGACGAAGAACAAGACGAAGAAGAAGAGUGUCGAAGACGAGGGCGCUGCCUCUGACGGUUCAGGGUCGAGCAUGGCCUGGUAG